Messenger RNA from Marasmius oreades (fairy-ring Marasmius), 2214 nucleotides. RefSeq lists its product as uncharacterized. The transcript is spliced from 11 exons. Gene Ontology annotation, molecular function: protein binding. Bases 1 to 2214 code for a protein of 737 amino acids. The record is from RefSeq and is a predicted model, not a curated record. NCBI's taxonomy places the organism in Eukaryota, Fungi, Basidiomycota, Agaricomycetes, Agaricales, Marasmiaceae.
AUGAGCGGCUCUGCUACCCCGACACAGCAGCCCAAAAGGAAGAAAGUGAGAACGGCAAAUAGGAGCAAACUGAUCCUCGAUUUACCCCCAGAGUGUCGCCUUUCUAAACUUCCCGUCGAACUCCUCGCCGAGAUUCUUCUUUACACCGAAUCUCCCAGGGAUGUCCUUUCUGUCGCACGUUCAUGUAAAGCAUUGUGCUACACAUUGCUUUACGAAACCAAUCAAUUCAUUUGGCGUUACUGCAGGAUGAAUUGUAAACCAGAACCUCUUCCGGAGCCGGUUCCAAGGUUCACAGAAUCGGCGUAUGCGGCUUUUGUUUUCGACAAAUCUGAUUGUGAGGUCUGUGGCCAACCUGCUUCAUUGUCAGGUUCUUAUGCCUUGGAGCUCAAAAUAUGUCGAAAACCCGAGUGUCAAACGGCCCUCACUUCAGCUCCACGACCCAUACUCACCUCAGAUUUCCUGCAUGUUUCGGAAUUGCACCGAGACCGUCCGUACUUCUCCACCCUACCCAGCGCCGAGUCAAGUAGGUGCUUUGAUGCUAAUACUCCCAAAGACACGAGUGUCGUGGCCGUUUGGCCGCAGAUUGAAAAGAUGCGUAUCUCUGAUUUGACUCGGGCAUACCAUGAGUAUCUGGAUGAAUCUUCGACGCCGGAAAAACUCGAGGCGUACGUACAGCGCUGCGAGAAACGGACACGCCAAAAUCGGGAGUUCAUGGCGUUGUGCGUCUCGUUGUAUCAUUGGAGAUGCAAUUUUGAGACUCUUGCGAGAAACGUCAAGAAAGAGAAUGAGAAAAUAGGUAAAUCUCUUGCCAAACGUCAUGGCAUUGAUUAUUGGGAUCUUAUUUCGACGCCUAGUUACGGCGAAGUAUACCGAGCGAAGAAUAAAGCCUUGGAGAAAAUCACAGAUUUCGAUUACGGGGUUCGUCGUGAGGCCAUCAAUGCUCAGCUCUUGAAGAUCAAAGAACAGAGAGCCCGACGCACGCACGAAGAUAACUAUCGCAAAGCACGGGGCAGCGUGGCGAAACAUUACAAUCGACUUCGCUUCGGGAAACAGGAAACCCCUCUUCCUACCCUCGAGCGAUUCCGCGAACUGCCUAUUAUAACGCAGUUGCAGAAAAAUGCUCGUUCUGACUUGGAUUUGGAUGCCGAACUGCAGUCGCCCCUUAUUUCGUCAUUAUUGAACACUCAACUGGAAGAAUGGCGAACAAAGACGAUGGACCACUUGGGAACUUUGGUCGGACAACCUGCAGGAUGGAAAUCAGCGAGUACACAAGUACUUCACCCUGUUCAACGGGUCACGGCGAGGUUCAAGUGUGGACGUUGUAAGAGGUUGGAGAUGAGUUAUCAAGAGGAUGAAUGCUUUGAUCUGGCCGGUGUUUGUGCGCAUCAGUGCAAACCGGAGAAAAAGGAUCGUGUCCUUCAUUGGAACGUUGAAAAAUUCACCACGGAUGAGAAGGCUAUCAACGCUAUGACGAAAGUCGUCAAACUGUGCAACAUCCAUCCUGAAAGUUCUUCCUCGAUAUCGGCACUGAAGGGGAUGGGGUGCAGGAUUUUAUGCAUGAGCUGUGAACCGUUAAUUGUGAUGUCCCCAGAAAGUGUGGUCGGCCAUUGUCAUCGUCACGACGACAUGGAAAUGAGGCUUAUCACCAAGGAAGAGGCAGAAGCCAUCAUGAAGGAUCGUCCACCAGUCAAACUCGCCCAAAGGUUACUGGGAAACGAGAAGCGGUUUCAAGCUGCCCGAAAGCUUAUGGUGUUCGGAUGUAGGCACUGUGCUCAGCGUAAAGGAGAAACAGGAAGUGACGAGGGCACAGCAAAUACUGACACUACGACUGUGUCAACCAUUGCACCUACUGACGCUACAAAUGGCUCAACGGCUACACCUACCGACGCUACGGGUGGUUUGACGACUGCAACAACUAACGACAACCCGCCCCCCACAAAUGGAGGUACGAAAGCGAAUAAUACAACUAAUAGUGCAUCCGAUCCGGGCGACAAUGUCGGUGGCGAUGGCGAAAAAGCUGGUGAGAGUAGUGAGAGCAAAGGAGAGGAGGCCAUUACCCCUGCGAUGAAGCCUAGAAAACUUUCACAGAUGUUCAGUUUUGACGGUCUCAGGUCUCAUUUGAAAGCAAAACACGCGGUCUUGAAUAUCCGCGAUGAAGAUUUGCACUGUACGCGGGUGGACGAGGUUCUCAAGAUCUCAAGACUUUUACAGUAA